AUGGCUUUGUACUCGAUGCGUCACUCUAGUCAAUGUGUGCAGAUCGUCCCUGAGCAGCAUCGUCCUGAUCAUUCUAGGGUGGCUCUGUACUCGAUAGCACCAUUCCAAACCUUCCGAGAUAAUAACAACUUCGAUGUUUCGGAUGACACUGGCCGGAAGAAGUUCUCGGUGUGGGCGUACGAAGAGCUGGAGAAGGGAAGAAACAUCAAGAGCGCCAUGGACAAGAGGCUCUCCGAGCAGGACGUGGACAUGGAGCAGCUGGAGAGGGCGCUACUGGUGAGCUUAUGGUGCAUCCAGGAGCAGCCCUCGCAGAGACCGUCGAUGGGGAAGGUUGUGCAGAUGCUGGAAGGGGUUUCGGCCAUAGACAGGCCUCCGGCUCCGAAGGCCGCAGAUGGUGGCUUGGCGGCUGUCACUAGCAGCAGCGCGAACACCAGCAUCACCGUUUUCGCUACGUCAUCUCCGCUUCAGCCUUCAUCGGGCUCAUCGUAUUCGAUUGCAAACUCACCAUUGGUUUCCAAGAGGAACUUAGUCAUACCUGGUCGUCCCAGACCAAUCUUCCUCGCACAAUGUUAUCGAGACACGAGGUGUUGGAUUGUAUGA
This is a messenger RNA of Musa acuminata AAA Group (dessert banana), 600 nucleotides long. RefSeq names its product G-type lectin S-receptor-like serine/threonine-protein kinase At1g34300. NCBI's taxonomy places the organism in Eukaryota, Viridiplantae, Streptophyta, Magnoliopsida, Zingiberales, Musaceae. The coding region runs from base 1 to 600 and encodes 199 amino acids. The record is from RefSeq and is a predicted model, not a curated record. The transcript is spliced from 2 exons.